Messenger RNA from Jatropha curcas, 837 nucleotides. Its product is annotated as protein RADIALIS-like 3. The record is from RefSeq and is a predicted model, not a curated record. Lineage: Eukaryota; Viridiplantae; Streptophyta; Magnoliopsida; Malpighiales; Euphorbiaceae. Gene Ontology annotation, molecular function: DNA-binding transcription factor activity.
AGGCAUUGCAAUCUCUUACCCAUACCAUCCCUUGACUUCAGUCUUCUCCCUUGACUGAGGCAGCUCUUCACUUUCAUUUUCUUUCAAAAUUUCUUUUGUUUUAGCAUUCUUCUUUUGCUUUAGUACUUGAACUUCCUCUAUCAUCCACCUUUUCCAUUCAUUCCCAUAUCCAAUUCUUCCAAGACUUUGCAGGAGUCACCUUGUCUAUAGUACCAAAUUAUCAUUUAUAUUUCCAUCCAGGAAAAUGGCUUCGAGCUACUUCUCAUCAUCUUCUCAUGGUUCUAGCUCGAACUGGACACCCAAGCAAAACAAGCUGUUCGAAAAGGCCUUAGCUGUAUAUGAUAAGGACACCCCAGACCGCUGGCACAAUGUGGCCAAGGCUGUUGGCGGCAAAUCUCCUGAAGAAGUAAAGAGACACUAUGAUCGCCUUGUGGAAGAUCUCAUGUAUAUAGAAUCUGGGCAAGCCCCACUACCUAACUACAGGGCCACGGGAAGCAAUGGAAGAGGAAUUGGCGAAGAGCAGAGGUAGAGUAUAUACUGGCUUCUGAAGAAUCUAAGGAUCUAGAGAAGCAUAGAGAUAUUGUAAAAAAAAAAGAAAGAAAGAAAGAAAGAAUAUAUGCACAACAGCACAAGUAUUAAAAAGAAGUGAAUCGACUGUCACUGCAUCUGGCCAUGUCCUUCUUGACUCGGGCUUCUAUGUAAUUAAUACAUCAGUAUAAUAAUGAGCACGACAAGAACGAAUCAUGCAUGUGUGAUUCUGCUCUUCUUAAGCUUGUGUCUACUGUAACUGUGUUUAAUUUCUAAUCCUAUAAAAUACUAUUGUUUGUGUGCUCUUAA